Messenger RNA from Dentiscutata erythropus, 160 nucleotides. The record is from the annotation of a GenBank genome assembly. Lineage: Eukaryota; Fungi; Glomeromycota; Glomeromycetes; Diversisporales; Gigasporaceae.
AUGGAGAAAUUCAUAAUUAGAGAGUGGGCUGAGCUUAUUUCAAAACCCAUUACUUUUGGGGCUCGAGAACAAAAAGUCUUUAAUCAUGUUGACUUGCCUGUGGUAAAAGAUGAGCUGUCAAUUACUUUGCGGCUGAAACUUGAAGACUAUGCUUCCGACU